Messenger RNA from Vespa mandarinia (Asian giant hornet), 3711 nucleotides. Its product is annotated as ubiquitin carboxyl-terminal hydrolase 48. Gene Ontology annotation, cellular component: nucleus; cytosol. The record is from RefSeq and is a predicted model, not a curated record. Lineage: Eukaryota; Metazoa; Arthropoda; Insecta; Hymenoptera; Vespidae. Gene Ontology annotation, molecular function: cysteine-type deubiquitinase activity; cysteine-type endopeptidase activity. Gene Ontology annotation, biological process: protein deubiquitination.
CAAUCGUAAAAAGAAAUGAGUUUGAAUGUCAUGUAAUCCAAAAAAAAAAGAAAGGAAGAAAAAAAGAAAGAAAGUUAUGAUUUUUUAACGUCGUUCGCGCUUGUUGCGCCUUUAAAUCGCGGUGAUGCAAGUGAAAAGCAUAAAUUGGAGAAAAUGGCACCUGCAAAGAAGACGGAUUUAGAUAAAUUAGCAUGGUCUUGGAUUGAAGCUGUUACACCCGAAGAAAUAGAGAGAAUACAUUUAGAAACUGCUUAUAGACUAGGUCUUAAAGGUUGCAAAAGUUGCAAACGAAAUUGUACAAAUAAUCCACAAUGUCUCACUGGAUUAGGAGAAGAAAAAUAUAUCAAAUCGCAACCCACGGAGAUCGUUUCCUUGGAAAGUUCUUUGUCUGAGCUUCGUGACCCUACUCAAUAUGUCGGCCUGAAAAAUCUAGGAGCAACGUGUUACGUCAACAGUUUAAUUCAAAUGUGGUUUCACAACGAGGAUAUGAGGCGGAUAAUAUACAAGUGGAAUAUAACAGAAGAUCCUGAGGAGAGGGAGGCUUUGUAUCAAGCGAAGAAGGCAGGACUUUCUUAUCAUCCGGUAACGGCGGUUGGUCAAUUGCAAUACAUAUUUGCCAUGAUGCAAUUCGGAAACAGACGUCUACUCGAUCCAAUGAAUCUUGCCAUCGCCCUGUCUUUGGAUACUAGAACGCAACAGGACGCGCAGGAGUUCUCGAAGCUGUUGUUGUGCCAUAUUGAAGGAAAGCUACAGCAAAACUCAGAGUUGCAGCGGAUGUUGCGGAGGCUGUCACAGGGAAAAUACAGCUAUAUCAAUUGUUGCUCCACCUGCGGUACCGAGUAUCCAACAUCGACCACAUUCUACGAAUUGGACUUGCAGCUUGCAGCUACUUUGAAGGAAGCUAUAGAAAAAUAUCUCACUGAAGAACAAUUGAAUGGAGCUAAUCAGUACCAUUGUGUUACCUGUAACGACAAAAAGGAUGCUAGAAGAUUUAUACGUUUGGAAUUGCUACCAGAAACUUUGAACAUUCAAUUGAUGCGCUUCGUAUUUCAUAGGGAUUCCGGUCAAAAAAGAAAAUUGAACUCUUUCAUCCAUUUUCCGGAAGACUUGGAUAUGUCCGAGUAUGUUAGAUGUCCUCCUCAAACCCAUAUGUAUAGUCUCGUUGCAGUUUUGAGUCAUAAAGGACCUUCAGCUCAUUCGGGUCAUUACAUUGCGAAUAUAUGUAAUUCGGCUGGAGAAUGGUAUCAAUUUAGUGAUGAUAAAGUUGAAAAAAUGCAGAAUAAGAGGAUUGAGGAUAGUGGCAAUGAAUCAACAAAAAAUAUGAAACGUGGUCGUGUACCAAAAGGAUUUCUUUCAUCCAACACAGCGUAUAUGUUGGUCUAUAAGAAAUUAACUAUUGAACCAAAAUUAGGUAAUGGAAAAAAAUUAAAAGCAAAGAAGACUGAUUCAGAGUGCAAUAGUUAUAGUGAUUCCGUUAGUUUGGAAAGACUCACUGUUAAGGACAAAUCUGAUUCGUCAGAUGAAGGAAAACGUAAGAAUGGAACUGAUGAUUUUAAAGAUAUUGAAAGUCCAGGAAAAAUGAUGAAAAUAGAGGCUGAUUUCAAGAUGGAAGUGGACAGUGUUGUGACAGGGAAAAAUGAUAACUUUGAUGUUCCAAAGGACGAUAAAAGUCCGACAGAACAGGCAAAGAAAAUUGUCACAAAAAAUACAAAACUCGAUUAUAAAUUGUUAAACGGUGCUGCCCAUAGAGCAAUGAGCUGUGGAGAACGUGAUUUCUACGAAGAGAUUGAAUUUGAAAAUUGGCAAGUGAGUAAUACAAUGAGAGAACUCGUUCGUCAAGAAAAUGUUAAACACGAGUUAAGUUUAUUGGCUAUUCAGCAAGAAAAACAAAAAGAAAUAGAAGAUCAGAAUUUUAAGAGACAACUCGUAAUAGAUGUGUACGAUAUUAUUGGAAAUACAAUGUCUUGCAUAGAAUAUCAAUGGAUACCAAUUGAUUGGUUAUCAAAAUGGUUAAAUGGACAAUUGCUAACCGAUGGUGUUCCACCGAUAGAUAAUUCGGUCUUGAUGUGUCCUCAUUAUCGUUUAGAUCCAUUAAAAGUUAACCGUGCCAAAUGUUUGCCAACCUCAGCAGCUAGUCUAUUAUAUGACAAGUAUCGUGGAGGGCCACGUUUGGAUCAGAAUACUUUGUGCGAAGUUUGUGUAAGAAGACGUUGCAAAAUGCUUAGAUUCAAAAUGGUUUUAGAACGUGAUCAUAAGGAAGUUAGCGAUAUAAUACGUAAUUUUAAAGAAUCAAGCGAAACUAGUUACAUAGUCGGCGCAGAUUCUUUGAGAUCUUGGAGGAGAUUAGCUAUGGAAAAAUUUACCGAAGAUAUGGAACAGGAAAUAGAACGAGAAGAUCGUGAAAAUUCUCGAUUAACCGAGGAUGAGAAUAAAAAUGGCGAUAAAGAUAACGAUGAGUGUACGAAAGAAGUUGAAGAUGGCGAGGAGAACGAAGUUGUUUUAAACUUUAACGAAGAUUUACUUUGUGAACAUAAUCUAUUGAAAACACCGGAUUCUAGUAGGAAAAUAGUACCUCGCGAAGUUUGGACGAUAUUAAGGAAAUAUUUUCCAAAUUCGAAAGAGUAUCCAUUUGGUACCUCGUCAUGUUCGAUCUGUGAGGAGAAAAUGGAAAAUGCACAAAAGGCAAAGAAGGACGACAAGAUAAAAGCUAAACAACAAAAGGACGAGCUUAUCGAUUUGUAUUAUGCAAGAAAUAGAAAUGAAAUUUCUAAGUGUGAAGAUGCCGAGAAAGUAUUUUAUAUCGUGGAGAAAGGCUUCUUGGAUAGUUGGCGUUCUUUCAUUCGAUACGCUGAAAGUUACUCGAGGACUCCGCCAUCGUCUAUCCAAAAUGCCGUUCUAUUGUGCGAGCCGCAUAAAGGACUAUUGUAUCGGGCUUCCAUCAAUAACGAACUAUACAGUGUGGUUACUACCGAGGAAUGGUCGAAAUUAACGCAAUUUUACGAGGCCGAUCACGUUAUUAAGAUUAAAAAGAUCGGUUCGGAUUUUAAGACACAGCCAGACUCUUGUGCGUCUUGCAUGUUAGCGAGGGUGGAACAGGAAAGAUUGGAGAGUCUCAAGUAUGACAAGGCUGUUAUAUAUAUAAAAUGUGUCGACGACAGCGACGAUUCCAAGGCGGAGCUGACAACAGAGGUAGCCGCCAAGAGACCGAAGAUGGACAGUUCGAGACCAUCGAGGACAAGAAGAAAAGUUAAAGGAUCCCACGAAUUGAAGGUGUCGUCUGAGAUAACGUUGAAGGAACUUAAAGUUAUGACGAUGCAAAUUUGCGGCGCUGGACCAUAUGAUCAGCAUCUUAUGUUGGGUGAACACGAGCUUACCGAUCACAGUCAAAGUUUGGCGGCUCUUGGGAUAUUUCCAGGAGCAUUAUUGACUUUAAAGAUUGACGCACCAGUAGAAGCUGAGCCUAGCGUUGAGUCUGAUGCGACCAGUAUGGAGAUUACGUCACCGGAGAAGGGUUUCAAGGGAACCGAAUUGGUGCCAAGCUGAUCUGCGAGACCCGAUUUUUGGUAGUAGCCAAAUGCGUUUGACUGAACGGUGUAAUAAGCGGAUAGCCGAUAACGGCAUAAAAUAUUUUUGUACACGAGCUCAUAAUAUUAUGUAUAUACAUAUAUAUAUGUAUGUGCGACAAAAAAGAUAUAUAUAUAUAUAUAUACA